AGAGCCAAAAGAUUUUUCAUUAGUUUUGUUGUUGUUUGUGAGUUUGUGAGAUGUAAAAAAGUGAAAUUAUGAACAUUUCGAUCUUUUUAUGUUCUGAUAAUGACUAAAAUUUAUCGAAAUUAUAAGAUUUUCACCUAUUACCCGUUUUAAAAAUCAAUUUUCAAUAAAACUAGACCUAAAAAUUGAUUAAAAGUAUUUUUUUCUACCCGCAACAGCCAGAUUUCGUACCAUGUGACUUCUAGCUUGGCACCACAACUGGUGUACUUAUAAAAAAGGUAAAUUUAGCAUACGAUAGUGAUAUCAAUAGAAAUGGUUCUUGAAGAAAAAGAAGAAGCGUUGAUAGAUCAAAAUGGAGGUAGCGCACAAACUUUUGGAGCUGUCAAUCGUACUCGAUCAUCAUGGAAAUUAUAUUUAUGCGCAUUGACAGUUGAUCUCCUUCUAGUCACUUUUGGAACCACAGUAGCUUGGCCAUCGGCAAUAAUUCCAAAACUAACCUCGAACGACACCGACGUAAAUCCGUUGAAAGCACCAAUAACAACUUUACAAGUAUCUAUAAUAGUAUCCACUCCAUGUUUUGCGAUAAUAUUUUCAUCAUGCGUCGCUGGUAAAUUAGUUGAUAUAUUAGGAAGAAGAAGAAUGUUACAGUGCUGUUCGGUUUUUCUAAUCCUUACCAUGACUAUAAUAGCUUUUAGUAAACACGUUUACUUCUAUUACGCAUGUCAGUUUGUUAACGGUUGUAUUCUAUCAGCUGUACUUGUCACAGUGCCUGUUUAUAAUAACGAAAUAGCUACUGAAAAAGAUCGUUCUUGGUUGGGUUGCGUUGUAAGUUUAGGUUUACCAAUUGGUGUAUUGAUUAGUUACAUAUUAGGAGCUGUUAUAACUAGUUUUGAAUUAUUUACUUUAACUAGUGUAAUACCGUCUUUAUUACAUCUAGUAUUAUCUUAUUUUAUAGUGGAAACACCGAUGUAUUUAGCCAGUAAACAAAGAAAACGUGAAGCUUUGAUUGUUUUAAAAAAAUUGAGAACGUAUAAAAACGAUAAAGAUGUUUAUAAGGAAUACGAAUAUAUUGAAGACAUUUCUACUAAUCAUUUUGGUAAAAAAACGAAUAUUUUCCAUAUAUUUACGAGUAGAACUUCAAGAAAAUCUUUAUUUAUUUGUAUUAUCGUUACAUUUACUCAGCAAAUAUCUGGUAUUAGUAUAAUUUUGUCUUUUAUGGUUCCAAUAUUCACAGAAGCAGGUGCUGCUUUAUCGCCAAAUGAAAUUAGUAUAUUAACCGGUUCCAUACAACUUCUCGUUGUUAUUCUAGUUUCUUUGAUAGUUAAUAAAUUUGGUAAAAGACCUCUUUUAUUAUUUUCAUCAUUUUUUUGUUCAAUAUCAAUGCUUGGAAUCGGUUUAUACUUUUUAUUGAAAAGUAUCGAGUUACCAGUCUAUUUGCAACUCCGUUGGUUACCAGUUGUAUGCGUUAUAACUUUUAUUAUAUCCUACGGUUUGGGAUUGGGAUCCAUACCGUUGGGAUACAUAGGGGAGUUGUUUAAACAAGAUUUAAGAACGACAGGAAUGGGCGUCGCUAUGUUAUUUGGAGGUGUGUUGGUUUUUGUUUUAGAUUUUGGGUUUCCGUUGCUGGCGGAAGCUUACGGUAUACAUGUUUGCAUGUUUUUAUAUGGUUUUGCUACUUUUUCCGGUUUUAUUUUGUUACUUUUAUUUCUUCCGGAAACUAGAGGAGAAAGCUUGAAGAGUAUACAGAGAAUCAUUGAAAGUAAAACUAUACAAUUGAAAGUUUGUGGAAAAAGUUGAUUAACGUUCUUUAAAAUGUAUUAUCGAUGAAUUUUUCAAUUCACUGGAAGUUUUUUAAGCAGCUCUUACAGUGAAAACAUAAUUUUUUCAAUUUGAAAUUCGUCUACAAACAUAUAAUAAACGAAUGCUGUUAAUUCUAACCUUAUUUGUAUUCAACCCUCGUAUAUCAAACAUAGUUCCUUGUGUAGUCUAACAAAUAUCAAACUGUUGUGGAUUAAAUUUUAUUUAUUUCCAUUUUUCGUAUUUAUUUUUAUAAAAAAUAUAAUAUAUUACAACUCUA
This is a messenger RNA of Diorhabda sublineata, 2074 nucleotides long. RefSeq names its product facilitated trehalose transporter Tret1-like. The record is from RefSeq and is a predicted model, not a curated record. Gene Ontology annotation, cellular component: membrane. Gene Ontology annotation, molecular function: transmembrane transporter activity. Lineage: Eukaryota; Metazoa; Arthropoda; Insecta; Coleoptera; Chrysomelidae. Gene Ontology annotation, biological process: transmembrane transport. The transcript has 3 exons. Bases 310 to 1794 code for a protein of 494 amino acids.